AUGCAGGACAAGGCCUUACCAGACGCGUACAAGAGCGACGACGAGACACAGGACAGGCUGGACAUGAGCGUGGGCCAACAGCAGGGCACCGACAACGAGGACGACAGCCAUUCACCGUUACCAUCACUGCGAUUCAUUGUCAUUGCCAUCGGCAUCGUCGCCGUCAGCGUCACAGUCACCAUCACUACUACCGCCACGCCCCGUGCCCUUGUCAAGCACAGUCAAUCCUUCCAGGCCGACUACUAUCCGCUGCCGAAUCCGAAUCCAGCAUCAUCACUGGCGACACUCGGAACCCCACCGGCGGUGUCCAAGGGAGCUAAAUAGUGGCAUUCUCGCCUACUCGCCCUUGGAGUCAUUCGACCCCACGCGGGCGUGUGCCGGACGCUAUAGCCCUCCCACUUCACCUUUGCCAUACCGGUUACCCUCUUAGCUGAGGCUGCUGCGGCUGCUGUGCGGUGGAGGCUAGGAGCGCGCAGCUAAGAAAGAGCUUCCAAGAGGCUAGUGCGCGGGCGAGUCAAGCAAAAGACGGGCGGGAUACCCACGGUGGAACGACAGCGUGAGAACGGCGGUAUACUACAAGUAAUACUGUGCCACCACCCAUUUGAAGCCGUUGGAGCCUGUAGCUUCGGUCAAGGCGAGACAUCACAAAGGCCCAGCAGAACCAGGACAAGGUCCUGUCGCAGAAGCAAGGGCAACGGCUUGUUAACGAGGCUAGCAGAGAGUAGUGCUUCCGACAGCUUGGACCUCUGCGCCAAAUCAAAGCAGGAAAAAAAAAAAAAGGAAGAAGUGACAGCACCCCCCUUGCUUGAGUGUGCAGCAUUUGCACCAGGGAAAAAGGCCAGGGCUAGCCACCGGUAGCAAAAAGACGAAGCCGGACAAGGCACAGCUCGGGACGCAGAACCGUUGCGCGCGUGCGUUGCCGCAAUCCCGUAGCACCAGGCUCAAAGCCUUGUCAUCGUUGCUGACAGUCAUGCGACCCGAAUCGCUCUCACUACCGCCAGAUCGCCCGCUCGACGACAACAAUAUAUCCGACCACCACGAGUGCUGCCACCACGACUGCUGCCACGAGUGCUACCACCACUGCUCGGAGCAGAGGCACGACGACCAUUGGAGCCAACACCAGGCGCAGGAUGCGGCCUUUUAUGCCCCGGAGAGCAGCAAUAACACCAAAAUGUACUACGACCAGAAUGGCCACCACGACGAGUACCACGGGUACGAACAAGGCGAGGCUUAC
Messenger RNA from Trichoderma virens Gv29-8, 1234 nucleotides. RefSeq lists its product as uncharacterized. The record is from RefSeq and is a predicted model, not a curated record. The transcript has 2 exons. Bases 1 to 324 code for a protein of 107 amino acids. Lineage: Eukaryota; Fungi; Ascomycota; Sordariomycetes; Hypocreales; Hypocreaceae.